AUUACCAGAUUAUUCCAGAAAUGGAUCCAAUGGAUCCUAAUCCGCAACCCGGAGCUAAAAAUGCCAGGACGGGCCGGAGUAAGAGAAGAUCGUCUAUACUCAAGAUGCCGACCAAUAACAGGGCGAUUUUACAGGAUAUUCAGACAAAUAUUGUGACGACUGAGGCAAUAGGACCCGGAGUGGGCGGGACAAAGCCUAAAUCUAGGCGUGUCAGUUUUUCCAGAACCCAGCAGGUUAAGGAGUUCCAAGUAGGUUCCCAGACAUUAACAAUCUGGAACAAUACCUACGAAGAGGAUCAUGGGAACGGUUCUUCAGUUACCAAUAUCACAGGAUCACAAUUACAAGGUUCGGUUCCACUCCACAUUAAUAUUCCUGAUGCGAACAGUCCUAACAAGUUUCUCCCCUCCGAUCCUAAACUUGAUACCUCCGACUUCCUCCAGAGUCUCGGAGGAGGAGCUGGAGGUGUUGAAGGAGCUGGAGAUGAACCUGAGGAAUUCUAUGCCCAGAGUUUUAUUGAUAUGGAUAGGACCUGCCGGGAUGAAGUUACAAUGUGCAGAACGAUGAAUGCAUCAGACCUUGAAACUACUGAAAAUGAUGAUGACAAAAUUGAUGCAAUGGGGUUUUUGUCUGGAUGGAAAACUGAACCGAAGGGAAAUAAUCUAACAUGUCAUAUGGAUAUGACAUGUAAAAUGGAUGCCACCAACAAGAUGGAUAUGACCUGUAAAGUGGACGUCACCCAUAAAAUGGAUAUGACCUGUAAGCUUGGUUUGACUGGUCCUACAGAGGAGAAGGACGAGGAUGAAGACGAUGAAGUAAGGAUGGAGAUUACGUGUGCUCAAACUCGGGGUGGAGUGACUAGUAUGGAUGUAACCUGCAGGAUAGAUAAGACAAAGGAUAUGCAUUUAACCUGCCAGACAGGAGAUUGUAAUAGGAUACCAGAAGGGAAACCUCUUUCAAACUUUUCCUCUUUAGACCUCGUAGAAUCCGAAGAUAUUAACUGGACUCGCGAUACCGUUUUUUCGGAACCCCCCGUCAAAGAUCAAUUCGGCGAAGACGGUUUAGGAUCUGGCAGCUCAUCGUUUGACGGCGGAGCAACGGCAACUGUAAAGUUUAGCGCAUUAGCCUUGGCGAACAAUACUCUUCUUCUCCCUCAUAGAGAAUCCCAGGAGGAUGAGGAGAACAUGCCUUCUGUCCCUGUUCAGAUGAUUAAUUAUAAUCCGUUGGAACCAAUUUCUCGACCCCUAAACAGAUCUGCUGAUAGCCCUUCAGAUAUGGAUCUAUCGAGAGCUACAAGCAAUAGAACUAUUGCUCAACCAUCAGAUAUGGAUCUAACCAGAGCUACAAGCAAUAGAACUAUUGCUCAACCAUCAGAUAUGGAUCUAACUAGAGCUACAAGCAACAGAACUAUUGCUCAACCAUCAGAUAUGGAUCUAACUAGAGCUACAAGCAAUAGAACUAUUGCUCAACCAUCAGAUAUGGAUCUAACUAGAGCUACAAGCAACAGAACUAUUGCUCAACCAUCAGAUAUGGAUCUAACCAGAGCUACAAGCAAUAGAACUAUUGCUCAACCAUCAGAUAUGGAUCUCACCAGAGCUACUAGCAAUAGAACUAUUGUUCAACCAUCAGAUAUGGAUCUCACCAGAGCUACAAGCAAUAGAACUAUUGCUCAACCAUCAGAUAUGGAUCUCACCAGAGCUACUAGCAAUAGAACUAUUGCUCAACCAUUAGAGUUGGAGCUAACUAGGUAUGGAGCUACAAGCAAUAUUAUCAAUGCCCAACCGUAUGAGAAUAAUAAGAAUCAACACCUAGCUCCUGAGAGAUCUCUGAGUAAAAUUGAGAUGGACAAAUUACUUCGAGAACAGUUUCCGUCUCCUGUAGGGUCCCCUGAACCCACUGCAAUCCUGGGAAUGAUGCCGAGGUUUAACAAAUCUAUCAAUUUCAAUGAUGAAUUGACAAGUUUCGCACCUAAGGGAGAAAGUACAAGAAUGAUUAAUUUCAAGGUUUCUGUUCCUGAUCUGUCUCCAGUUCAAGGUUUAAACUCUUCUCCCUUGGACAUAACCAGCUUUGCUCCUAGCAUCCAAAGUACUAAAAGGAUCGACUUCAGGAUUCCUAUGCCGGAGAAACCCCAAGUUGCAAGCUUGAGUCCGUAUCCUCAGGACGUUACAAGUUUUGCUCCAUGUAUAGAGAGCACAAGGAAAAUAGAUUUUCUUAUUCCUCCUCCAGACAUUUCUCCGGUUAGAUCUGUUAACAGAUCUGCAGAUAAUGAUAGGUCUAAUCAAGGAAGUCCCACCAAGUACUUUAACGGAGAUGUCACUAGUUUUGCUCCAGCAGUAGAGAGUACUAGAAAGAUAAACUUUCCCAUCCCAUCCCUGAAGAUUUCUUCUGUCAACCAGAAUAUGGAAGAAUCAUUACUCCAAGGUGAACCUAAAUCUCAAGUUAUCCAUGAGAGUAUGCAUCCCCGGCCUGAACUAGAAGAUCUACAGAACUUGACCAGCUCUCCAGGGAAAAGAAAGAUUGAUCUUCCUGAAUAUCUUUCUCCGAGUAAGAAACAGAAUCUUGAACUCCAGACUCAAAACCAUAUUGCUCCUUCGUUGUCUGAGAGAGAGGACGGAGACAGUGUGUACAACCCUGAGCCUAUGGUGUCCCAUCAUGUACAUACAACUGCCCAACUGAGCGAAGAACUAGUACAUGAUGUUAUCGAGAUGAAUACAGAAACUAGACAACAAGGACUAAACACAGACAGAAUACGUGUUGAAGCUGUAGAUAAAAAUCAUUAUUCCCAUCUUAAAGUUCUUGAUAUGGUAAAAUCUAAUAUCCCUGAAGACAACACUGAAAACAAUGAUAAUAUUCCUGAAUCACCUAAGGUUAGUGAACAACCAAUGGAAAAUAACAACACACCCGAAAAUCAAGAAUGUAUUCAAGACUUAGAAACUAUUCAGGAAUCUACACAGCACAAACAUACAGACGAGGAUACAAGUAUUAAAGUCGACCAAGCUUCUGCUAAUGAGGACCUUAAAAAUGGGACUGGACAUAAAACCGAAGUGGUCACUGAACCUGAUCACACAUCUUAUGCUAAAGAUGGUAUCAAUGAUAGAAGUAGACUGAAGGCUGACGUGAUCACUGAAGCUGAUCACAAUCCUACCGCUAAUGAAUUUAUCAAUGAUGAAAGUAGACUGAAGGCUGACGUGAUCACUGAAGCUGAUCACAAUCCUGCCGCUAAUGAAGAUGUCAAUACCGAAACUGAACUUGGUACAGCUAAAAUCAUAGAUCCUGUUCACAAACCUUUUGCUGCUGAUUAUUUGAAGACUGGAGCUGUAAUAAAUACAGAUGAGAUUCUAAAACCUGUUCCGAAUCCUGUCCAAUCUGAGAUUGUACCUGUCAAGACAGUGAAAAGGAGAACGGAAGUACUCCAAGUUAAGAUUAUUGGAGUGUUUGAUGAGUUAAUCCUAAGAAAUUCCAGAAGAGAUGAGAAAGGAACCUGGAGUUUAGAGGAAUUUGAUGAGUCCCUCAAAUAUGGUGUAUUCAGUUGGAUGCAUAAAGCUCUUGCAUUGGUUGUUAUACUCGACACAAAGCUGGUUCCCAAAAGCUCCCGUCGAAGUGAGGGCUGCCUUGUGACCCACUAUACGAUUAAAAGUCUUGAACUCUGUAAUAUCCGAUCCAGUUUUGAGGACCCUGCUUUAGAUAUAGCUAUCCACACGAUCCUACGCCACUUCCCUGCAGAUCAACUGAUGAACAAAUGUCCGAACACUCAUAGUUUGCGCGCUCUUCUCUCCGGGAUAUCAGAUCUAGUUCCUCCCGCGCUCUUACUCUACUCCGCACUCAACCAGAUACAGAGAUUCAACCUUACUACCUUCACUGGAUACACAGUACAUGUUGAUUUUGCAUCUCCUAUCCUUGAAUGUAGUUUCCGGUUGAAACUGAACUAUCAGGAUGGAAUUGCAAGCUCUAUGAGAACCCUGAGCAUCGAGCCAAACCUUGGGAACAAUUUUGAAUUAGAUCCCGUGAAAAAGAUAAUUCGAUCCUGUGAAAUGGGACCCAGUAUGUGCGCUGAGGUGUGUGGGACUGUAUGGGAAUAUAUCACAAAUCUAGAGAGAAUCAGAGCUAAGAAACUACGCCGUUAAAGAAUCAACUAGUCUAAAAUAUGAAUACAAAUAUUUCAUUUUUUAAUGAAGAAAAUCUGGUUUUUCACAAUUUUUAAAUCUGUAAAUAUUGUAAAAUUAUAAUUUUAAGUUCUUUUUCAUCAAUCCCUACAAAUUAAUAGAUGCCAAGCAAUAAUAUUUUUGUAAUUCUUUGUCGAAAGCAGCUAAAUAUCUCGCCGUUGCAGGACGGGUAUCAGUGUCAAUAUUUAAAUUCUAGUUUUAAAAGAAGUAUUUUGAACGUUUGUUUUGCCUUCUUUCCUCUUGUUUGUGAAAUUAAUUAAUAAAAAAUAUAUUUAUUUUAUUUUUAUCGACCUGAAAAAAUAUAAGAUUCUAUUAUUUGAAAGGAAUAAAGUUGUGAAAGUUA
Messenger RNA from Eurytemora carolleeae, 4503 nucleotides. RefSeq lists its product as uncharacterized. The transcript is spliced from 12 exons. The coding region runs from base 21 to 4121 and encodes 1366 amino acids. The record is from RefSeq and is a predicted model, not a curated record. NCBI's taxonomy places the organism in Eukaryota, Metazoa, Arthropoda, Copepoda, Calanoida, Temoridae.